AUGUAUAAAACAUUUGAAGGAGAAGGAGGAGGGAUGGGAAACAGCACCACCACCAGAACAACAACCGCACAAUUGGCGCUGGACAUGAUGGCUGCGAUCAGAUUCCAUCCCACUAACAAGGAAAUGACAGACUUCUUGGGGAAGAAGAUGAGAAGUCACAAAUCCCAAGCCUGCCACUUCCUCCCUGUCAUCGAUGUCUAUAAGUCCGAGCCUAGGGCUUUGCCUGAACUCAUGUUCGCUGAUUCUGCUUUUCAAGCUAAGGCGUGGUACACCUUCAGCCUGUGUGAUUACAAAUACACAAAUAGUCUUCGCUGCAACAGAGUCACAAAGCAUGGCUUCUGGAAGAUCACAGGCAAGCCGCAGGAUUUCAGCUCAAAAUACUUCACUUGCAAAAAGAGGACAUUAACCUUCCAAACCAAGACCUUCAAAGGUGGGGCGUCUAAAUCCGUUAGGACUGGCUGGAUCAUGCACGAGUACUACUGCAGUAAACCUAAGCAGGGUUCUAGUCCCUGUCAGGAGAGGGAUGUGAAGAGGGACUAUGUUCUCUGCCUCCUGAAGUAUAAGCCGGUUGAUUCUAAGUCUGAUAAAAAGAAGCCUGAGGGUACAUCGGUCUGUGAUGAUUUAGCUGAUCUUGGUAAUUGUGGCUACAUUGCCUCUAGUCCCGGAGAUGAUCACGCCGCUUCUGCUGCUGCAAUGAUUCAUAUGACUCCAGAUACAGAAGUUUUGACAUAUAAAGAGCUAGAAGAUGAUCUACUUGGCAAUGGAAAUCAUGACCAUGGUAAACCUGGUGGCGGCGUCUCAUCUGAUUCUAUUGAUCAAGCUCUACGUGACAUGAUUCAUGAGUCACAUGCUCUGCUAGGAGGAUAUCAGGAUUCACCCUUUCCUCCUCCCGAGACACCUCAGCUGCAUCAACCACCUCACCUUGGAAAUGCUCCUGAUAUCUGUAGUCAUGAAUUACUUGAUCCUGGCAUUGGUGGCUGCAUCACCUAUAAUACUAAUAACCAAGCUGCUGCCAUGAAUCAUAUGAUUCCCGUCACUGAAGAAAUUCUGGCUCACAAACAGCUAGAUAGUUGUGUGUUUGGCAGUGGCGAUCAUGAUGUUGGUGAACUUGGUAGCAGCAUUUCAUCUGAUUUUAAUGAUCCAGCUGUAGAUGAUAUGAUUCUUGACGUAAGUAUGAAUACACGUUUUAAACAUUCUGAUGUGAACUUGUGUUGUUCUCAGCUAGGAAAAGAAUUGGAUUCACCCUUAUCUCCUCCCGAGCCACAUCAGCCACAUAGGCCACACCAGCUGGGAAAUGUUCCGGACAUUCAUAGUAGCAAAUUCAGUCACUGGACAUCUCCAAUUGGGGAUAAUGAUUGGUAUGUUACUAAUACAAAUAACAUUGCAACCAAUUAUGACAACGAACCAGUUAUGAACAUCGCUUAUAAUUCUAAAAAUCACGCUACAAACGAAUGGAUUUCCGAGGUUUAUUCUCAGGCAGAAGAAAAUUGGGGAUCAACUUUUCAACCGUUUGAUCAGCUACAGAAUUACAGAUUGCAGUCACCAAUAUUGUUCUCAAAACCGGGAGAGCUUCUGCAUGCCAAUAACUAUAUUGGAUGCAUUGAGUUGCAAUCUUUAGCUAUGGAGAUUGCAACUCUUUCUCCACAAAGUUCUUGAAUAACAGAGGCAUCGUACACUUUUUCGAAUGGCUCCAACCUAUGAGAGUCAUUGGGAUGGGUGUGCGAUGAGGGCAGUGGAGUAAACCAGUUAUACUAACGCUGAAUUACUCCGCGGAUACGCAAUAGAUUAUUCUGCAUUAGCUAUUGGAGAAACACUCCAAUAUCGUUAAUGAACAACGGUACUCUUAUUUGUAGGAGAAUAUCUAGAUUAUACCCAAUAGAUUAUUCUGCAUUAGCUUUUGGACACUUAUUCGUAAGUACGGACACUUAUGUCCAGGAAAAGCAAAACAAGUUAAGUAGUCUUUGACACAACAUUGCUUUUGGACAAUUAUGUCCAAAUCUUUGUUGUGUGUCACAGAAUCCCCAAGUCUUGUAUACUUCAACCUUGUUAGGUGAACUUUUGUUGGUACAAGGGCACACCACGAAAUGCAAACGGUUGAAAUGCUAUCCGGAAUUCUACCUUUCUCAGAACGUGACGAGUCCAGAUAAAGUAACAAUGUCUUUUCUCACAAGCAUUAUUUGAAGACGGUACUUCCUCUAUCAACACAACGACAUGUAUUCCUCAGACGAGUAGCUCUCUAUCCUACAAGUCAAACAACACACAACCGCAAUAUCCACCAACAUCUUUCCCCGUCUACCCACAUGGAGAUGCUCCAAGAAGAAUCCGAAUGCAGGGCUGUGUCACGAAACAAGGACAGUGAAGCUGCAGCUGGCGCAUUGUAUUGCUUUCUGCUCAUACCGUUCAAAGCAGGCAUGGAAUGUGCAACGAAUUGAAGGGUUCUAUCAAUUUCUGGGAAGCAUCUCCAUUAAGUGACAAAUCAAGUCGUCCAUGGUAACAACAUUCCAAUUCCAACCAAGUCCUAUGAUUUUCAAUCAAAGGCGGAUUUGCAUUGUUCCGCAUUCACUGUACAGGUGCUGCUGCUACAGGGCUGCUGGAGAGUCAACUGAUAUAUUAACAUAACCAGACACUAAUGUGAUGUCAUGGUUAUGAAAAUUGAAACUUUGAGUUCCAUCCUUGAUGGAGUACUUGUUCCAGUUGUUUUUGUUUUUUUUUUAAAUGUAUGAUUAAAAUUGAAGGUCUAAACUUUUCAAUGACCUAUCUUAAGUGUGAAACACCAAAACUUGUAUCCUUGUUAAUAUGUAUUUAUUAUUAUGUCAUUGAGAAUGUUGUAUUGAAGGGAAAAUAUUCUUGUCAAUGUGAUUUAUUUCGAACAUUUGAAUGUUGCUUGGAGUACUUUGCAUUGUUUUUUCAUUACUUUGUUGCAGUCUUUUUUAAAAAUUGAAUAUAAAAAACCGGAAGGGUAAGAUUGAACAUAGUGAGUGGUUUUGAAAAUCGGAUGGAAAGGAUUGAAUAUAAAGUUGUGAAAAUUAAAUAUAACAACUAAAAUAGUUGUAACACUGAAUGCUUUGUAGUAUUAAAGCCAUGACAUUACUUUUGAAUUGUGGUGAAUGUUUUAUCCUAUUUUUGUCACUGGAAAAUUGGUUUCGGGCAUUUCAAUGUCAUGGCUGCUAAUGUAGUAGACCAAAUGAAGCAAUGAAUCAAUGAAUGAGGUAAACAAGAAUUGGAAUUUGAGAUUUAAAUUCAGAAGGGGAAAAAUGAUCAGAGUUAGGUGUCACGUAAAAGAUGGGAUUUUUGGGUUUUGGUCUUUAGCCUAUCUCAAACUACUUAAGCUACAUACUCCUCACCUGUGAUGCCGAGAUUUCUAAAAUAACAAAAAAAAUAGAAAAGAAAAACUCUUUGCUAACUGCCACCAUAAAAGUAUUAUAGUAGUCAAAA
Messenger RNA from Pyrus x bretschneideri (Chinese white pear), 3435 nucleotides. RefSeq names its product NAC transcription factor NAM-B1-like. Gene Ontology annotation, molecular function: DNA binding. The transcript is spliced from 6 exons. The record is from RefSeq and is a predicted model, not a curated record. Gene Ontology annotation, biological process: regulation of DNA-templated transcription. Bases 1 to 1656 code for a protein of 551 amino acids. Lineage: Eukaryota; Viridiplantae; Streptophyta; Magnoliopsida; Rosales; Rosaceae.